Molecule: messenger RNA, 4673 nt
Organism: Colossoma macropomum (tambaqui)
Lineage: Eukaryota; Metazoa; Chordata; Actinopteri; Characiformes; Serrasalmidae
Gene: arid4b
Product: AT-rich interaction domain 4B
Exons: 24
Coding region: 255-4157 (1300 amino acids)
Biological process (GO): regulation of transcription by RNA polymerase II
Cellular component (GO): nucleus
Molecular function (GO): transcription cis-regulatory region binding
Source: RefSeq, a predicted model, not a curated record
AGUCAAUUACAGAAGGGUAGAGGAUCGCCACAGAGAAAAAGAGCCCGACUGGUGAGACAUUUCGUCGGAUUCGCUUCCCGACACAGAUCCCAGGUUUUCGGGCAGCCUUUGAGCGUUUCAUCGUCGAGGACUGUCUUCUGUUUUCUAAUGGAUUAAAGCAGAUUUGUGUCAUAUUAAAACAAGGGAGUCGUCUAUUUGCAUUCGUCAGCCGCAGAUUUGAAACAACGGUCCAUCCAGGAUUGUUGUGAACAGAGAUGAAGACUCUAGAGGAGCCUCCAUACCUGUCUGUUGGCACUGAUGUGAGUGCCAAGUAUCGUGGGGCUUUCUGUGAAGCCAAGAUCAAGACUGCUAAGAGACUCGUUAAAGCCAAGGUGACCUUCAAACCAGACUCCUCCACGGCUGAGGUGCACGACGAGCACAUAAGAGGAACUCUGAAGGUGGGUGCUGUGGUUGAAGUGAAAAACCAAGAUGGACUCUAUCAGGAAGCCACCAUCAACAAGCUUACUGAUGCUAGUCUAUAUACUGUUGUGUUUGAUGAUGGUGAUGAGAAAACCCUGAGGCGUUCUUCACUCUGCCUUAAAGGGGCACGUCACUUUGCAGAAAGCGAGACACUUGACAGACUUCCCCUGACCAAUCCUGAGCACUUUGGCACACCAGUCAUCGGUAAAAAAGGCAACCGUGGGGGCCGACGCUCCAAUCCCAUUCAAGAGGAAGAGUCAUCUUCUUCAUCCAGUGAAGAAGAAGAAGGUGACCAGCAACAGAAUGAGGAACUUUACGGCAAGGUGGUGUGUGUGGAAGCUAUUGUUACUGGGGAUAAGAAAAAGACCUGGUACCCUGCACUGGUAAUCUCUCCAGAUUGUCAUGAGGAUGUGACGAUGAAGAAAGACAGCGUUUUUGUCCGCUCCUUCAAGGAUGGAAAGUUUAACACAGUCCUACGAAAAGAUAUUCGAGAACUUGAUGGUGAGAUGGCUCCAAAAGCAGAUGCCAGCCUUAAACCAGCACUGGACGCAGCUUGGGAUUUCCAGAGAAAUGGUACUGUGCCCAGCAUAUGGAGGACAGAGGUCAAAGAUGAAAGUUCCAGCAGUGAGGAUGAUGAGGAGGAAGAUGAAGAGGUGCAGGAGGAUGAUGGCAGUAGUGAGGAGGAAGAGGAGGAGGUGGAGCCAUUCCCAGAGGAGAGAGAGAACUUCCUCCAACAGCUUUACAAAUUCAUGGAGGACAGAGGCACCCCUAUCAACAAAAGGCCAGUGCUAGGCUACAGGAAUCUCAACCUCUUUAAGCUCUAUAGGCUGGUGCACAAGCUUGGAGGGUUUGACAGUAUUGAGAGUGGCUCUGUCUGGAAGCAAGUUUAUCAAGAUCUGGGAAUCCCUGUGCUGAACUCAGCAGCAGGCUACAAUGUCAAAUGCGCCUACAGAAAGUAUCUGUAUGGCUUUGAAGACUACUGCACAUCAACAGGGAUCACAUUCAGAAUGGACCUCCCAUAUAAAGCAGUUGAGCAGCAGAGUUCUCAGGCUGAGGGCAGCGUUGAUGGGGUAGUGGAGGCCAGCAGCAGCGCUGCUGUUUCAGCCUUGGACGAAGCCGGGGAUGAGCCAAAACCUGAGCAAGAAUCAGACGUUUCCACCAGCCAGUCUGUUGUAAAGGAGGAGACAUCUGAAGUAGCAGGGCCUUGCAGGACCAAAGUGGACACAAGCAGCUUAAAGGAGGACGACAAGGGUUCCAGUGAUGAAGAAGAAAAUGGUACUGAUGAAGAGUCACACAAACACAAGACUAAAGAAACUGAACCAACAACAGAAUGUCCUUGCUCAGAGAAUGUAAAGGAGGAGCCGUGUGAGGAGCAGAACAAGGAGCUGUCAGGGGAUGACAGCAGUCAGGAGUGGGAGGAGGGGGAAGAGUUUGAGUGUUACCCCCCUGGCAUGAAGGUGCAGGUGAGGUAUGGGCGAGGCCGCAAUCAGAAGACGUACGAAGCCACUGUGAAAGAGUCAGACCUGGAGGGGGGAGAGGUGCUCUACCUGGUGCACUACUGUGGCUGGAACGUCAGGUAUGAUGAAUGGAUCAAAGCUGACAAGAUUGUGCGACCAGCUAAUAAGAAUGUUCCCAAAAUAAAGCAUCGGAAAAAAAUAAAGAACAAAGCUGAAAGAGAAAGAGAUCGAAUAGAGAGGUUAAAUGAAAGAGAUAACCUUUCUCCCUCCAGAAAUCGCAUCAACAGAUCAUCUAAACCCAACUCAGGCAAUGAUAUUUGUCCCAAGAUGGAAGAAUGUGAUGAUAAAGGGGGGCAGCAGACUCUGGUCAAAUCUGUUGAGAUUGCCUCCAAUCUCAAUGGCCUCCAAGCAUCUGAGAGCUCCACAGAUGACAGCGAACACGAGGAGGAUGAUGGUGAUCAUGACGAUGAGGGUCCAGGAGGUCGGCUAAGCCUUCGAAGAGGAGGUCCACCAGAACGUCCUCACACACCCACUCAGUGGGAGAGUGGGCUGUCCACUGAAGAUAUGAAGGCUUCAGCAAAUGUGAGCAGCACUGAGGAACCGGCCAGCCAAGAUAGCACAGAUACAGGCAAGCUGAAGGGACAGCUAGAGAAUGAGGGUGAGGUGCCCAGCACCAGGAGGAGAAAACCUGAAGGACCAACUGAGCGCACCCCUAGAAGCCAAUGUAAAGGCAAAACAAGGGGCAGUAGGGGGGCAGACUGGUUGCCCAGCAGUUCACCGAAAAAGCUGGAUGAGAGAAGUUCUGGUGCUGUGGAUGACCGGGGAGGCCAAUCCAGCAGCAGCUCUGAAGAUGAGAGUGGUCCUCAAACAAACAGUCAGGCCAAAGAGGAGCCUCGAGUACACCCCAAAAACAAAGGCUCGCCCUCGAAGAAGUACAAUGGGUUGAAGGAGAAGACCAAGGGCGGGCGGUCCUCUGGAUUCUGGGAGAUCCCUGAGAAACGUGCCAAAAUGGCAGCCGGAAUGGACGAACGAGCUCCCAGCUGUCGUGCCAAAGGCCAGAAGGACGUGUGGUCCAGCAUCCAGGCCCAGUGGCCUAAGAAGACCUUGAAAGAGUUGUUUUCAGAUUCGGACACAGAGGCGGCCAACUCUCCUCCCCCAGCAGUGCAUGCCCUGGAUGAGCCUCGCUCAGAGCCCAGUCAGAAAGAGGAACCUGUCGAGGAACCACAAGAGACCCCGCAGGAAAAGAGCCAGGAGUACCCCAGCAGCGGGAGCAACUCCGUCCUCAACACGCCACCCACCACGCCUGAGUCCACAGAAGCACUGGCUGAGACGCACUCGUCCUCCCCACCCCCUCAGAGUUCUGUCCUGGCCUCUUGCUCCCCGGCUGAGUCACCGGCUAGGCCCCUGAUAGAGGAAUGCGUUGGUGGCCGCAGCGAGUCAGACAGCAGCAUGGUGGAGGUGGAAAGUGUGGGCUGUGAGCUUCAAGAGUUGCCUCAGGAAGAAGCAGCCGCAUCCCCCUCCAAAGCCUUUGACGGCAACCUGUCCAGUAACAGCAACUGCAGCUUGACUCUCAGUAGCAGCAGCCAGCAGGAAGGUGAACAGAAAGCCAAAGCCUCAUCCUCCAGUCAGAAACGGCACAAGGAGUCCCAGGGAGGUGGAACAUCAAAGAAACAUAAGCGAAGUCAUAAGACCCUAAACUUGCAUCCCAAAAAGAACCACAAAACAGCCAACAGCAGUGACAGUGAGGACCAGUCCAUCAACGACAGCACUGCCAAAUCACCCACGUCCAAGAGCAGCACAGCUGACAUAAAGGCAAUCACCCCACCUAAGUGCUCUGGUCGGACACUCCCGUCCCAAAAAUACCACAAACAUGGUGACUCAGAUCACUCACAGCCCAAAGAGCAGCACAGCAACAGCCGAGGAGCCCGCAUCUACAAGUGGAGUUUUCAAAUGUCGGAUCUGGAAAAGAUGAGUAGUCUAGAGAGAAUAGCAUUCCUUCAGGAGAAACUGCAGGACAUCAGGAAUCACUAUCUCUCCCUCAAAUCUGAAGUGGCCUCCAUUGACAGACGACGAAAGCGAAUGAAAAAAAAGGAGCGAGAAACAGGUGCAGCAGCAGCUUCAUCCUCCUCCUCAUCUUCGCCAUCGUCCAGCUCUCUGACGGCAGCGGUCAUGCUGACUCUCGCUGACCCUGCAGUGUCGGGCUCGUCACAGAACUCUGGGGUUUCAGUGGAGUGCAGGUGACAUGAAGAGAAAUGACCCUCCUGCAGCACAGAGCACUUAACCAGCACCCAGCCAAGCCUCUGGCCUACUACCCCUCAUACUGUAGGACCCAAACUCUGAUGGACGCAAAUCGGGGCACAAAAAUGAAAAGAAAAAGAGAAAAAGAUGAAUUAAAAACAACAGAGCCAGACAACAAGAAGCACUAUUUUCUAUUGACAGCUGUUUUCAUCUGCAAGCUAAUUGCACUCAAGUGUACUUUUUUCUGAAAAGAUUGGGAAGAAGAGGUGGAACAAUGCAUAAAACAAUCUUUUUAUGGAAUACUCUUUUGUUUUUGCUUUUGUUUGUUUUUUUUCAGUUCUGAGCAAUAACUAUGUCCAUGAAGAUUCUUUCUGUGGCAAGGAUACUGCAGUGAUAGACCAGAGUAACACACUGUUACUCCUGGUGUAAGUACCUGUAUCUUAACAAGAAAUCCAAACACCUAACAGUUUUGUUUAGUGGCCAUGGUCUACAUCUAAACGUGUUAACAUCCACAUCCAC